AUGGCAAAGAUCAAGGCCCAAGGAAUAAAUCCUAGCAUUAUGAGAUUGGCAUUUAUUCUUAAUCCAAAACCUAUGGUAGCCGCCAUCGUUCCUAGCUCACGAGCUGGACACCGUCCAGGAACACAUGCCGAUAGGGGCUGUCGAUCUCCUGCUUCCAUUUCAAAGCUCGAAAGUUCCAAGAAAGUCGCGGGUAUGGGAGAGCAUAAGCUUCAAGUUUCGAUGUUAUCGAUGGCCACGGGUGUCUAUAAUCAUUUCUUGAGAGUAAGAGAAGAUUCUGAGAUGACCUACUUAUGGUUAUGCCAUUCAGGCCCGGCUGAAAUGAGCAUCUUCAUCGGCUCAGGAUCAAGAAAGGACCCAAGCACAAAUUUAAUCGCCGCCAUUGGACGGAAGCCUCAUGCCGCCCAUCGGGCGAAAAUAUUUUAA
Sclerotinia sclerotiorum 1980 UF-70 is the source of this 423-nucleotide messenger RNA. RefSeq lists its product with no specific name. The transcript has 2 exons. Bases 1 to 423 code for a protein of 140 amino acids. NCBI's taxonomy places the organism in Eukaryota, Fungi, Ascomycota, Leotiomycetes, Helotiales, Sclerotiniaceae. The record is from RefSeq and is a predicted model, not a curated record.